Messenger RNA from Aegilops tauschii subsp. strangulata, 594 nucleotides. RefSeq lists its product as uncharacterized. NCBI's taxonomy places the organism in Eukaryota, Viridiplantae, Streptophyta, Magnoliopsida, Poales, Poaceae. The record is from RefSeq and is a predicted model, not a curated record.
CUCGGGCCCGGCCCAAGUGAAGACCCGGAGGAGAUGGCUCCAGGGAAGCGAGGCAGCAAGGCCAAGGGGGCCCCGGCGCCGGCGGCCGCGGCGGCGGCGGGCGCCGCCGGAGGGGAGUUCCCGGGCUGCCUCCGCCUGAUGCCGCCGUCCACCGUCGCCAUCUCCGUCCACGCCAAGCCCGGCUCCAAGAUGGCCACCAUCACCGAGAUCGGGGAGGAGGCCGUCGGGGUGCAGAUCGACGCGCCGGCCAGGGACGGGGAGGCCAACGCCGCCCUCGUCGACUUCAUCAGCUCGGUGCUUGGGGUGAAGAAAAGAGAGGUGUCCAUCGGCUCUGGCUCGAAAUCGAGGGAGAAGGUUGUGCUGGUGCAGGACGCGACGCUCGAGGGUGUUUUCGACGCCUUGAAGAAGGCGUGCGAUGCUUCCUCAUCUGUGUUUAUAAAUUAGUUGGGCAGAAUAUCAGAUGAAACGGGAACAGAGUAGCAGAGCUGAUGUUUCUAAAACAGCAAGCAAUCCGAAACGAAACCUAACGGUGUAGCAGAGCCAAUGUUGUACAAUCACCGCAUCAAGAUUUCACAGGGGUUUCUGAAACUAGCA